Molecule: messenger RNA, 2442 nt
Organism: Notechis scutatus (mainland tiger snake)
Lineage: Eukaryota; Metazoa; Chordata; Lepidosauria; Squamata; Elapidae
Gene: SNORC
Product: secondary ossification center associated regulator of chondrocyte maturation
Biological process (GO): cartilage development
Cellular component (GO): cell periphery
Source: RefSeq, a predicted model, not a curated record
AUCCUGGGAAGUAUGAUACAAUUGUUAAGUAGUAUUUCAAUUUACAAUGUUCAAUGGUGCUGGGUCAUUUAACUAGUUUUAAUGCAACUCAUUUCAGAAGUAUUAUCUUGCUGGAAAAAGGAAUAAUGCUCCAGAUCAUAGAUGUUCAGAUGAUGGUAUUGUAGGAUGUGCUAUGAUUUUUGCUGCUACUGUUUAUUUCUUUAGAUUUUUUUAUUUUAUAAGCCACUUUGUGCCAAUAUACCAAAUGAGUUUAUAUAUUACCUUUUUAAAUAUCAGUUCACCAAACGAACAUACAGUAGUGGCAGCCUAUGCUAGGCCAACUGUUGUCUAUUUCUGUGGUGCCAAGUAAUAAGAAACAUUUUUUUCACAUUUUUCCAGUUAUCAAAAGUCAGGUGUGAAUAAAAGGGAGUAUUUGCCAGGGGAACAAAUAUGGCAGUUAGAGAUGUGGAAAAUUUUUGACUGAAACUUUGUGAGUUCAAAACAGACUGUUUUGAGGAUUUUGGAAGUGUUUCAAAUCCAAAGCACUUCCAAAAUGCUUGAAACAGUAGUUUUACAUAUGAAAUGGAAAAGUUGCAGUUUCACAUGCAAAUAAUUUGAAUCAAAACAGUUUGAGUGACCCAAGUGGCAGAAAGUAUCUUAGCCUUGAAUUUCAGACUGACUACAGGAACACAGUGAAGUUUUUCCUUGCAAAAUUACCAAGCUUUUAUAUGCAUACUGAUAUAAAUUAUGAUUCAACAAGAACUAAUUUAACUUCAUUUGAAGGUAAUUCAGUAUAGUAUUUUGGCUAUUGAACUGGGGCUGAUAUACACAAUUUGCAAGGGAAAGAAAUUUAAUUGUAAUAUAUUUAAUAAUAUAAGUAAAAUGCCUAGAAAAACUCAAAUGGAACUCUUAUAAAACAAAAUCAUUGGUCUUUAAUAGGAAUAAAUAGAAAAUGAAACAUUUAUUUAAAAACUGCCAUUGUGCCUCCGUAUAACAAUUUACAACAAUCCACUUUUCAAAACUGAAUCCUAUAAACUGAAGUUAGAUCAAGGAUGGGUCCUUAAAAUAUUUUUUCACACUUCUAUCAAAAAUAAAAGCACACCAUGAUGAAACUAAGUUAUUUGAACAAUGCAUACUUUUCCCAGUAAAUUGACCUAAACAAAAGUCAUUCAUUGCAGUUUGAAUGUAAAAUUGCUGCAAAUAAUUUCAAGUGCCUAACUGAUUUUAGCCGAUUUUCUAAGUGCUCAUGUAAAUAAGUAUGCUAGAGCGAUUUUCUUCCUAAUGAAAAUUUGACUUCUACCUCUAAUUUAUUUAAAAAUACUUUCUGAUAUAUAUUUGAAUGUAAGGAUUCAGGCUUUUCAAGGCAUUGAACAUUUCUGGAAAAUUCAACUAUCCCUCAUCAUGUAUAUGAUUCUUUCAGGUUAAAGAAAUUUGGUCAUCCCUUAGCAAACAGGAAUCGCAAAAUGUCCAGAAUUUAAAUCAGAGAAUGGUUAAUAAACAUGGAUCUGAUACCUGGGAUAUAUUUUAAACUCAAUCAAGAAUUGUUAGAUAACGUUGAAUUCAGAAACUUCUAACAUCUGUUACUUUAAACAUUAUGUGAUUGGCAUCCUUCUGUUUUGCACUCUCACCCUAUGCAAACACAUGCCUAUUUUAAGUAUAGAACUGUCUAAUGAAUAGGGUUAUUCACUGCUAUCCUAAACUUAAAAUAUGUAGUCCAGUUAUUGGAAGCCUAGUGCAGCCUUUGGGGUUUUGCAGUUAACUGCCAAUUAAUGUAUGCCUUGCUCUGUUGGGGCAGGAUUGAGUUUCCAAGGGCCAACUGUAGAACUUGGGGGUGGAGAAAUAAGACAAAAUUGUUAGAAGGUGGAACUGCCUUCUGGCUUAAAUCAGUUAAUCAGCCAGACUGCAUACGUAGAGUAUUUGCCAUUCUGCUUAUGUCUAUUUCUACAUAUGUAGAGAUUUGAGAACUGACUGGACAAGGUUUUGAUUUAGCUUCAGAAAAUUGAUUCCUAAUUAAGAAUUUAGAGAGUUUGAGCAUUCCCAGAAGCAUCUCACUUUUUGGAGAGGCAAUGCCCCAUACCAAGACAUUUCACUUCAUCCUACUGACACUGUCUGGAGUCCUGCUCUCUCUUGUAAAAACUGCAGAAUAUUCACAAGGACCUAUCCCAACAUUGUGGAAUGAUCCACCAGAGCUUCCAUCAGGCGGAGGAGCUUUAGAAACCACCUCUCCUGCCCGCUUCUCAGAUUCUACAGGAUUCCCAUCAUACACAUCUGAUUAUGAACUGGAGGACACAACCCAUUUCCACCAGCUGGAGAAUGACAAUGAGUCUCUGGGUCCUGGGGCUAUCGGUGCCAUAGUGAUUGCUGCUCUGCUGGGAACGUCUGUGAUUGUGGCCUUGAUUGUUAUCACUCUACGAAAAUGUUCUUCUUCCUAAAAUUAAUAAAACGUGCUUUCCUCCCCAAGUA